Messenger RNA from Rubroshorea leprosula, 1268 nucleotides. Lineage: Eukaryota; Viridiplantae; Streptophyta; Magnoliopsida; Malvales; Dipterocarpaceae. The record is from the annotation of a GenBank genome assembly.
UCGCCAUCCAUCUUCUCCUUCAGAACAUUUCUUCUGCAGAACAGAAAGCUUGCUUUCCGAUGGCCAUCUCCCUAAUGACCUCUCGCCCCUACAUUCUAACAUCUACAGGAGCCAGUCUUUUCCGUCAGACUCUUCCUCUCCUUUACCAUUCCAAUAAGUCUUUUGUCUCCCAAGCCGCAGUCUUCCUUACCGAUAACCAAAAUAAGACCUUGUUCCGCUCCUGCAGCGUCAAUAAACCAAUCAGAAGCUCUCCUAAUUCCGUUAAAGUUGCUUCGAAAUCAAGGUUUGGUCUUGUGGGUCAGCGCAGUUUCACCGCAAAAGCUACUCACGUCAAUGAUGCAGGCUCCAUCAACUCGUCUCUCAUGCAGUCUAUGGAGAAGAAGAUCAAGGAACAUCUAAAUGCUGAAUCAGUCAUCGUAAGAGAUGCAUCUGGUGAUGGUCGACAUGUUUGCAUUGAUGUUGUCUCAUCAGCAUUUGAGGAACAGUCAGCUGUGAAUAGGCAGAGAAUGGUUUAUAAAGCCAUAUGGGAGGAGCUUCAGAACACGGUGCAUGCAGUUGACCAAAUGACUACCAGAACCCCUGGUGAAGCAGCAGGUUUGAAGUGAAAGAAUUAGCAACUUCUAAACUCAAAUCAACCUACCUAUUUUACUUAUCUUAUGAAGAGUUUAGAACCUGCAAUCCAAGUUGAAUUUUGCCUUUUAUUCCAUCUGCUUAGAAGUUACUAUUGAUAGAAUUCCCUGCUGCAUAAACCAGAAAAGGGAAGGCAGAAUUUAACACUCAUCUUUUACCAUCUUUUGUAUGCUACACAAACAGCAUUUAUUGUUAUUGACCACCAUAUAUAUUUCUUUAUGUGGGUUGGCUGCUUAAUAACAUACCCUUCUAUCCCUCAUUUAUUUCAUUUUGGCUAAUAUGGUACAAUUGUUGACAAGCUUGCAAUUGAGAUUUCUUGGGUGCUUACGUUUGGUUUCCAGUGAGCUUCAUAAAGUUUGAAUCAUCCAAUGCAACUAAGAAUUUGGGAUGACUUUCUGAGGUCAGACACAUGCACACUGUGACAAUUGUUAUUCGUUGGCAAAUUGUCUAGGUAACCAAUAUCUCAUGUCAAGAUUCAGAAGUUUUAGGUUGGUUUUGUUCAACUCAUCUUGAUAAUCCAGUUUGAACAUGAACCAUUCAAUUGUCAUCAGUAGUUAUUGUUUUGAUGUCCAGAAACUGCUUUUCUGCACUGUCCUCUUUUUGGUUUUUCUGCUCUUUCCACAUACCUCUAUCUACUC